This is a messenger RNA of Hymenoscyphus albidus, 2859 nucleotides long. Lineage: Eukaryota; Fungi; Ascomycota; Leotiomycetes; Helotiales; Helotiaceae. The record is from the annotation of a GenBank genome assembly.
AUGGCAGAGCGCAUAUACACCCGCGGAAAUCGCAGACCCGAACGACAAUCCCUCGGACUGGGCGAGGCAUUCCGUCGCGCGUCGCCUGGCAAUAAUAGUUGUAUCCCCCAACCAACUGGACGAUCAACGCCUUCGCUGGACAGCGAAAGCGACGCGGGAUCGCUUCGAGGGAGUCCUAGUCCGGCGCCGAAUUAUAACCCAUCCGAGAGGAUCAAGAGGGCGAUUGCGCAGCCGCCGAGGUACUUUGGGCGGAAGAAAAGUGACGAGAUGGAUGCGAAUGCAAACGGGAGUCCUGCGUCACCGCGUAUCAAUGGCACGGGAGCAGGGACGAGGAUGACGAACGGGACGUCGGUGUUUGCGCAGGGCAGAAGGACGUUGAACCCUAGGACUGUGGAGACGACAAGGACGUUGCCUAGGAAGACGAGUGCGACUUCUAAUCCUCCCGCUGUUUUGGAGGAACAGGGCGAUAUUGCGGACGUACCUCUCAAUUUGACGAAGCAGUGGAAACAGGAGGCUGAUGCGCAUAUCCUCGAUCCUCCCGUCCAUGUACCAAAGCAAUGGGGACAGAGAGCGAAGAAAGCGAGUAGUGUACAGUGGAUGAAGAAGAUUCUUUCGCCCGAUCCGACGCUGGAAAUGGAUUUCGGGAUGGAUUUGGAUGUUAAGGACUUCAAUCUGAGGGGAGGGUAUGGGUACGGAAAUGAAGGGUCUGAUGAGAGUUUGCUGAACAUGGAAGAUAUAUCUUCUCAUUCGCUGCCUGAUAUGUUACCUUCGAGGUUUGCAAGUGAGGAAGGCCCAAGGUACCCAUUAAAGGAUCGCGACUUGAAUAGGGAGGAAAGGGAGCGCGUUUCUGUUGAUGUUGAGAUUCCGGAAGCAAGAACAAGACCAGAAAAUACUUCAAGGAUGGCAAAGGCGCAAUUGGAAGAGAUGGAUUUCGACGUUUCACAAACGCUGCCACCUCCGAAGGAAACGGAAUCUGAGGCAAGAAGGAGGAGGGCAAGAGAAUCACGGAAGGCAAGGGAAAGUGCCGCGCAGGAGAAAGACGAGGAGGUGGAGGUAGAGUUACCGAAGAAGGAAACUAUCAUAGAUACGAAUUCUGCUGCUGAGAAAAGGAGAGAGCGCCGAGCAGCCUUGUGUCUUGAGAAACCAAGGGAGCGGGAACCAUCAGAAGAACCAGAAUCUAGGAUUCCCAGGAGGAGGGAACGUGCAAAAGAAUCAGAAACCAAUGAGUCAAGCAGAGAGGAAGCAAAAGAUUCGGGGGCUGAGAUUAACAGCAGAAGGCAACGCGCUAUGGAUUCCAUUGCGGCGAGGAGAGAGCGAAGAAAGGGUUUGGAUUCAAAGAGAGGAGGAGCAAGAGAACCAGGGUCUCAAAUUCCAAGGCUAUGGCAAAAAGAUGACGAUUCCGAUGUCUCAAGAGAGCGAGUUAACGGCCGAGUCUCAGUAACACCAAGCAGAAGGGGAAAGUCGAGAGAAACGGACUCUGAUAUUGCCAAAAGGGAGCCACCGAAAGAUCAGGAGGCGGAUAUUCCCAGAUCUACAACGCCAGAAGACGAGCCGAACGUUGCUAUCCUAGAGCAGAAAACCCAAGAACCCGUACCCGAUUCCCUCAGAGUUACUCCAGCGUCACCUCAACCAGAUGAAUCGCCUGAAAAGACUUACCUCUGGAAUGCUGAUGUCGAAUUUACGGCCCAUUCUAUACUGAUGAACGAUAGCCCAGCAAUCAGACAGAGGAACAUCACCCAUGAGUUGGAGGCGGAUACAGAAAGUAGUAAACCAAACUCUGAAGCUGACCCAGAGGAUCGAAUUACAGCGGAAGUAAAACUGUUUGAGCUUCAAGAUAACAAAUCGGGCCAAAACUCUGUGAAAGAGACAUCUCGUGCGCCAUCACCCAAGCAAGAAAACCCUACCCUUGAACCACCCGUCAUAUUGGAGCCAAAAAACGAAUCUCCCCUGCCUCCCAAAAUCGAUCCACUAACCCUCCCCACACCGAGGGUCACGGGAGCGUUUAUCGAGACACCAGCACCAACCACCCGAAAAACAAGAAGACCCCGUUCCUCAUCCCUCACAGGCCUUCCUUCAGAAAAUAGCACUACAUUCGAUCUCACUCCGGAAUUACCCAAAGAUACCAAAAGCACCACCACCAAAACCGCCCAAGCAACCCUCAAAUCACGUCUCCCAUUCCAAAGAAAACCCCUCAUUAACACCGCUGUUCUCGCUUCAGCAGCCGAAGAUAUCCGCAAACUACAACUCGAAGGACAAUACGAAGAUUGUACGCUCGAAGAACUGGAUAAACUCCUCGAUGUCACCGAUCUUGAUAUCAAGAAAGAAGAAGAAGAGGAUAUCGACUUGUAUGAUGAGACGGGGCGUAGACUUACACUCAAGGAGAAGGAUAGGAGACUGGAGGAAUUGGCGAUGGAGAGAAUGGACCACAAACUUAAGAAGACUACUCAUAGUAUCCGUGAUGCGAAACAGGGGAUCGAAAGGAUCGAAGAGAAAGUUCUAGACAGCUCGUCUUGGACUCCUAUUUCUUCCACCAAACCUCGAGGCUCCACUCCCAGCACUGUCUACCUCCAAAUCCCUGCACCGAGACUUUGGCACCAUCUCGAGUCCACCGACUCCAAAGGAUGGCUCCACAGGAAAUGGCGGUUCACGUACCUGGGUAUCUUCCUGUUCACCUUCCUCACCUGGUACCUUGCGGAAACUGUCAUGUGCGAGAUCUUUUGUCAUCCCCUUGAGGCGACGCAUAACAAUUGGAGCGUCUCGGAUCCGUUUUUCCCUUGGGCUAUUCCGACGAAGAUUGAUCAGUGGACGGGACGGGUGGUUAGUCGGUGGCUUGGGUAUCGCGAGGUGUGGCUUUGGUAG